AGCAGUCUGACCAUUGAGGCGCCCCUGCAGCCCCGUAAACUUGCUGCCGAUGGAGGAUCAUGAGAUAGGACUAUAGGUAGCCUUGCGUAGCAUUGCUCUACGCAGCUACAUCCACGGCACAUGCACAGACGUUACUCCUCUUGCAGACCCUGCCAGCUUUCUAAUAAUCUUAUUGAUUGCGUUGACGAGCUUUCCUGAUUCUGCUUUUGUCCUUCUUGCAGCGGAAGGGGACCUGGACAGGGUUUCGAUUUGGGGCACGAGGGGCGCGAGAGUCACGUAUUGAAAUUCAAUCAAUCUAUUGGCCCAGCUUCGGACCAUCAUUGCAACCACCGCAGGAUGCGAACCUGACAUCUACCGCAGUUGCAUUGCUGUUCCGGAACGUUAGAGCUGAUUCUUUGAAGCUAGACAACCAAGGCAGACUCACUCCGAUCAUUUAUCAUCAGCAAGGACUGAAACUAGUGUUUUGACUCUGUCUCGUGACAGUUCAAGAGUUCAAGGUUCUGUUUGCAUUUGAACCUUCUAAAUCUGCUGCAUGCACCUUAAGCUACAUUGGGGUUAGUUGCAGAGCGCCUCUAGUGAAGUGGGCCUUGAUGCGAUAUAGCAACUAAAGAUUGAGGCGAUCUGAAGUCCAAUCAAUCAGAUCAUAGUAUACCCACAUUAGCACGUCUUACCAGCUGCGAGGGGCAAUGUCACGGGCGGGCGCGGACAAGGAUUUUUCCAAAGCUCCCCAAGGGGAUCCACAACGAGGGGAGGAGAUCUACAAGCAGACGUGUGCCAAGUGCCACGCCAUUAACCCGAAUGCAACGGGGCCAGACUCCCAUGGACCCAAAGCGCCAAACCUGUGGGGACUGUUUGGGAGAAGGUCAGGGAGGCUUCCCGACUUCCCUCGGGGUUACUCACAAGCACUCCAGCUGAAGGGCACAAUCUGGAACGAGGAGACGUUGUACGUCUGGCUGGAGAACCCGCAGAAGUACGUGCAGGGCACCAAGAUGGACUUCGAGGGCCUCCCCGAACCCAAGGACCGGGCUGACGUCAUCGAGUACCUCAAGAAAGCCACGGGCCCGCCGGUACGCACCAAUGAGCGGGGUGAGGCGGCCGGGAGGUACGGGAACCACGGGUGAGGGGCUGCAACGGUCGAAGGAAGACAGGAGCAAGGCUUUUUCCAGCCAAUAUAGUCAGGCUCGAUGGUUUAGGAACGUCAAACCGAGAUGCACGAUUGCCACCGUUGGAGGCAUGAUCAGUGCACCCGCCAAAGGAAUAGCUUGUAGCUGCAUUCUUUCUGAAAUAAGAGCGGAAAAGUUUCUGGAUCGAUAUUGCAAAAGCUGUCGAUCAGCGGCUCAUUCCAUACUACGUGCAAGCAAGUAAAGCCGUCUCAUUUUAUAGGAUCAAUUGAACGUACGGCUUAGUCAGUCACGGUACGCUGCAUUCCAGCCUAACUUGUGACCGUCAUGCCAAUGGACGUGCAAGAUCAUCCGAUCGAAAGAGCUUGGGUGCAUAGAUAUGUUGCACAAACACAGAGCAUUGGGGCCGU
Messenger RNA from Klebsormidium nitens, 1531 nucleotides. Lineage: Eukaryota; Viridiplantae; Streptophyta; Klebsormidiophyceae; Klebsormidiales; Klebsormidiaceae. The record is from the annotation of a GenBank genome assembly.